Messenger RNA from Hypanus sabinus (Atlantic stingray), 8101 nucleotides. It is a transcript of the gene fzd9a, whose product is annotated as frizzled class receptor 9a. Gene Ontology annotation, molecular function: Wnt-protein binding; Wnt receptor activity. NCBI's taxonomy places the organism in Eukaryota, Metazoa, Chordata, Chondrichthyes, Myliobatiformes, Dasyatidae. Gene Ontology annotation, biological process: non-canonical Wnt signaling pathway; canonical Wnt signaling pathway. Gene Ontology annotation, cellular component: plasma membrane. The record is from RefSeq and is a predicted model, not a curated record. Bases 572 to 2320 code for a protein of 582 amino acids. The transcript has a single exon.
GGGUGACGCCGCCCCCACACCUCCCUGGGACUGGUGCUGUUGGCAGGAUCAGUUUCUGGUCAGUUUCUGCAAAGCCUCGGCUGCGGAGAGAGGCGGCCAGGUAGGCGUGCAACAGCAGCGGGACCGUGAAUCAGCCCUUGCCCCUCAGUUCCCCCGCACUGUCACCUCCACGUUCUGUGCAAACACCUCCCCGGGACCUCCCGAGCGAGCGGGAGCUGACGCCAGCGUCUGCCGCUUUCAACAAAGAGCAGAGGGACCCAGCGAAGUGCAGAGCUGGCGAGCGGACAGCGAAAUCGCUCCCGUGUUUACUAAACAAGAAGAAAAGUCAAAGCCUUUGAAGUAUUCCGAUCAAAGCGCCCGCUUUGUUUGCAGGGUGCAGGUUCUGAUCAGCGCCGCUGUUGCUGGAAGUGAUCACUGCGAAGUCUAACCCCGCUGCCCCGGGAGGAUUGUACUAGCCGGAGAGACUAUUUAAACGGGCGGCUUAUUUCAGACUCGCACCGGCACCCUCGCACCCUGACUGGGGAAGGAUAUGUCGCUGUGAGUGAGCAUCGGGCAAGACUUUGAGCCAAGAAUGGAGCGAUUCCUGCACGGGCUGUUCCUGGCAACCCUCUCCCAGUCGCUGCUGUUCGGGAGCUGUCGGGGCAUCGGUUCCAUCGACCACGAGCGGGGCAGGGAAGCCAAGUGCGAGGCGAUCGAGAUCCCCAUGUGCCUGGGGAUCGGCUACAACAUGACCAGGAUGCCAAACUACAUGGGUCAUCAGAACCAGAGGGAAGCGGCCAUCAAGCUGCACGAGUUCGCGCCGCUGGUCGAGUACGGCUGUCACGUCCACCUCCGGCUCUUCCUGUGCUCGCUCUACGCCCCGAUGUGCACUGACCAAGUGUCCACCUCCAUCCCCGCCUGCAGACCCAUGUGCGAGCAGGCGCGUCAGCGGUGCGCCCCCAUCAUGGCACAGUUCAACUUCGGCUGGCCCGAGUCGCUGGACUGCGCCAAGCUGCCCACCAGGAACGACCCCAACGCUCUGUGCAUGGAAGCGCCGGAGAACGCAACCGGCGAGCCGCAGAAGGGACAGGGCAUGCUGCCCGUGGCUCCCCGGGCCCGGGCGCCCGGGGUUGUCGAUGGCCGGGGGCAGGCUUCGCUCGGCUCCUGCGACAACCCCGACAAGUUCCAGUACGUGGAGAAGAGCCUGACCUGCGCGCCCAAGUGCUCCGCCGGCGUGGACGUCUACUGGUCCAAGGGGGACAAGGACUUCGCCUUCAUCUGGAUGGCGGUCUGGUCCACCCUGUGCUUCAUCUCCACGGCGUUCACCGUGCUGACCUUCCUGCUGGAUCCGCACCGCUUCCAGUACCCCGAGCGGCCCAUCAUCUUCCUCUCCAUGUGCUACAACGUCUACUCGGUGGCCUUCAUCAUCCGCUCGGUGGCCGGGGCGGAGAACAUCGCCUGCGACCGCGAGAACGGGGAGCUGUACAUCAUCCAGGAGGGCCUGGAGAGCACGGGCUGCACCAUCGUCUUCCUCAUCCUCUACUACUUCGGCAUGGCCAGCUCGCUGUGGUGGGUCAUCCUCACUCUAACCUGGUUCCUGGCCGCCGGCAAGAAGUGGGGCCACGAGGCCAUCGAGGCCCACAGCAGCUACUUCCACAUGGCUGCCUGGGGGGUGCCCGCCAUGAAGACCAUCAUCAUCCUGACCAUGAGGAAGGUGGCAGGCGAUGAGCUGACUGGCCUUUGCUACGUGGGCAGUAUGGACGUCAAUGCGCUGACCGGCUUUGUGCUCAUCCCCCUGUCCUGCUACUUGGUGAUCGGGACCUCCUUCAUCCUGACCGGCUUCGUGGCGCUCUUCCACAUCCGCAAGAUUAUGAAGACUGGCGGCACCAACACGGAGAAGCUAGAGAAACUUAUGGUGAAAAUUGGAGUCUUCUCCAUACUGUACACUGUCCCAGCCACCUGCGUCAUUGUCUGUUAUUUCUAUGAAAGGUUGAACAUGGAUUAUUGGAAAGUGCUGGCCUCUGAGCAGCCUUGCCUGGUCUACCCUGGGAGGAGGGCCAUGGACUGCACUCUGGACGUCUCAGUCCCUACCGUAGCGGUCUUCAUGCUGAAGAUCUUCAUGUCUUUGGUGGUGGGGAUCACCAGUGGGAUAUGGGUCUGGAGCUCAAAGACCCUGCAGACUUGGCAGAGUUUGUGCAGCAGAAAGCUGUCAAUGCGGACUCAAGGGAAGCCCUGCAGUGGGGUCAGCUGCUCCGCUAGCCACUGCCAUUACAAAGCGCCCUCCGUCAUGAUCCACAUGAGCAAAACAGACCCUUACCUAGACAAUCCAACCCAUGUGUAGCUGAUAGCGGGCUACAGAAAGCACAAGCAGAACGGUCAGCCCAGCACACGGUUUGAGGACCAAAUUUCAGGCCACAGUUUACUAGUUUUAAUAGUCACAUUACUGAUGCCUCUUAUCCUGUAGGAUUUGUAUAGGGCUCCUGUAAAAUCUGUGUAAUGGCAUAAUUCCCACUCUUAAGAGCUAUCGGUGUAGGAUUACUGGGGGAAAGCAGUCCUUUGAGAAAAGGUAUAGUGGCUCUUUCCCUUCCGACAUCUCCGCACCAAUCAACUGGGCAAAAAAGUGACCCGUCCACGACUCAGAACAGACGAUGGGGAAGUUCGGAUGUGUCUGUGAGCUGGAACUGAACUUUUGUUUUGGGGGUAAGCUCAUCUGAAUUUUGCUGUGCCAACCCCUGUGAAAGGGGUAAAGGUUAUCAGGGUCUCCAUGCAGUUUGAGAGCAGCCUCAUUUCCAAAUGGACACGGUGGAAUUUCUAGAGUGUAUUGUAUCAAAGUAUAACAAAAAUAGUAAAUAUUGAUUAUGUUUUAAAUGUUAAUUUUUAAUCCUAAUAAUCUCUCACAUUCCCAAAGAUAUAUAAUUAUUUUUGUCAAAUCCUGGUAUUUUGCUGCAAAUUUCUCUUUGAAUAAACUGAAAGUUUCUUUUGGGGGAGAUUAAAGCCACGAGCAGCUGAUGAGAAGCAGGAAGCCCCAGGUUUAAUUACUAAUCUGUGCUGUCAGUUGUGGGUAGCAGGUGUGAGAAUAGGGCGAGGACUGCAGUUGGUUUUAGCGCUCCUGAAGAGCGCGGAGCAACCGGUCACUGCUGCAGGUCACUCAACCUCCCCCCCCCCCCCACCCCCGAAGAGGUGCGACUGUUUGUGUGGACCAGUGUGAUGUCCCUUGUGUUCCAGUAACACUCUGUCACGCUGUCAGGGAUAAGCAGUCGUAAGGAGUGACUGUCCAGCCGAGCACGUGGGAGGGGGUGACAGUGUUCUGGUUAUAAGUACCUGUAACCUAUAGAGAGUACCGCAGUUACUGCAGUGGACAGAAAGAUAGCAAAAAUAUUCAUUAAACUAGUCUGAGAACUUUAUGAUUUCCUGACCAAGGCUUGUUUGGUUCUCCAGCCCAGCUGACAUCCACCCCAAAGCAGAAUGUCCAAUUUUAAAAUGUUUCUUUCCCCUACAUUCAAUACUUUCCAUAUAAACACUUCAUUCUUCCAACAAAAAUAUUUCCAACUUGCGUUUGCAUUUCAGCACAAGGGACUUUUUAUACUUUUCAGUUUUAAAAAGUAUUUAACCCUGUCGGGGAAGAAGGUGAAACUAGGUUGCAGUUGUUAAUGUAUCAGGUACACUAUGCUGACCCCGAGGUAUCAUGAUAAGAGUUAUUGACCAGUUUAAACUGUUUUUGCAGUCUUUGAGCUAUAACAGUUAUGCAGUCCCACUUUACGUGAGCAGAGUUCUGUUACUGCUGAAAUUCCCUUGUACAUAGGUGUUUUAAUUUUUUUACCCCCGAUGUUACAAUGAUAGUUCGACUUUAGGGGAUGGGUUCCCAAGACUUUUCUGUUUUGGGGGAAGUCUCCCAUUCCCUGAUUUCCCCACCCCCAAAUUCUGGAAUGGGCCUUUUAUGGCAAAUAACAUUACUGGGCCAUCUAGCCUGGGUGGGGAGGAGUUUCAAGCGUGCCUUCUCUGAGCUGACGAGUGAUUUAAAACACAGUAGUAUCAGUGUAGCAAAGUUGAGCCCUCGCUGGCCGGAGGGAGGCGAGAUAAAACACACGAGCCACCCAGUUGCUGGGAGUAUCAUCAGAUAAGGAACGGAUGGUUCAGUCACGUUACCCUUCACAGUCGAAUUCCUUGCUGUCUAACCUUAAGUGUGGCUAAUUGAACAAAAUAAUGUGGUAGAGCUAAACUCACUAUCAGAACUGAAGAGAAAUGAAGCUGAAGAAAUGGUUAGAAAAUCGCUUUAGAAGAAUGUCAAAGUUAUCGCCCAAUUUUGUAAAUGUUCAUUGCCUUUCUUAAAAAGAAAUGCAAUUGUCCCUCUCACAGCUUGCCAUCAUCCCAGGGCAGUAACUUUGGUCAUCUGAGCAACUUAUUAAUUUCAGCUGUUGCGAGUAAAGGAUUACAGUGAAGCCGUCGCCCUGUCAGCGAGGGGUUAACGACGCAGUGAGUGCUCGCACUCUGCUCAGGUUGCUGCACGGCCCUUCUCAAGGGCAGCGAUCAGCGGGCAACGAGUGAGGUGCUAGAGCGGCUGGGGAGUUCAGCAAAGAUCCAGUGAGGGGCGAGGUGGGGAAGAUGGUGCUGCUUAUAAUGGGCGAUGCUCUUCAUUCAUCUGGAGUCUUUACAGGGUGCUGGAAUCAUCCAACCCUAAUCUCCAACCCCCUAAGUUUCCUAUUGUGCAAUAUAAUACCUCAAGAAGGAAAUGAGAAGGGUGGGAACCCCUCUCCUUUACCUCUAAUCUUUGUGUUGGUGUCUCGUUGCAACUUGUGUUUUCUUCUGUAUAUAUGCUUUGUGCAUUAGUUGUAAUUUUUUUUGUGUGGUGGUGCUUUUGCAUUCCUGCCCGCCCCACCCCUCCCCGUGUUGUUAAAGAGGAACGGAGCUGCGGGCGGCUGUGUCAAUGCAUCUUACCAUCAGAGUCACACUGAGCUACAUAGCACCCUGCUGCUGGGUGGGACUUCCUGCCAGCAAAGCUCCUAACACGAGAUGCAGCUGCAUUCAGAUAGGGUGCUGAGGAGGGUCCAUGGGUAUCACAGUUUGCCAGUAUUUUAAUGUUUUACCUUCUCAAUGUCAAAAUUAAGUGGAGCACGCACCAGAUCUAGCAGCAACCAUAGUCCGUAUAAACCCUUCCCACCAGCUCUGCAGAAGGUCUCGGGGCUUUUUCCCCUUCAGAAUCUUCCCACCCUCUGUGAAAGUACCCUGCUGUUGUAACGUCUCACUCAGCCGCUUCUAUUUAUCAGCUCUGUGAAACAGCACAGCAAUUUAACAUUGGCCCUUUAAACAGCCCAGCAAUUUAACAUUGGCCCUUUAAACAGCCCAGCACCUCAACAUCGUCACGUUUAACAGCCCACCACAUCAACAAUGCACCCUGUUAAACACCCCUGAAAAAGGAAAAUUGCUUUUUUAAACAAACCAGCUCUUGUCCAAAAAGCUGUCAAUUUCACUUGUGAUUCAUAUUUUUGAAUGGCCUUCUCCUGUUUUGGAGGUUAGAUCAUUUGCUGUUAAAUGGUAUCUUAACAGAGAUUCUCCGGUGACCAAUACGAUAUUGAGAUCCUUUUGGCCUAAAGGGGAUAGGUCUGGCAACACAAUAAUGCAACAUGAUUUGGCACUCCCAUAACAUUAAACAUCUGAUGUAACGUGUAACUAUUGUGAUCUGCUAGUCUACUUGCGUUUCAGUUUUGAAUGAGUUGGCAAGUAGUAUUUCUGAAUAAAGGCUCUUGGAGUCUGUUCGCUCAAUGACAUGGCAAUGAAUGAAGAGGUCUGGUGAUGGAACACCAGAAUUACCAUCAGUGCUUCGCCACCAAGGUGCAAGAAAUAAGCCCAGGUUGUCCCUUCUGCUUAAUGAUCAGUUCCACAUCAGGGAAGCUGCUUUCUAGUGCUAGGGUGGGUCAUCUCAUCUGAAAAGUAGAACCUAAACUUCUGGUGUCACGGUGCCAUAGCAAGUAGAGUUGCUGCCUCAUGGCUCCCAUGACAUGGGUUCAGUCCUGACCUGUGGAGAUUCCACAUUCUCCCUCGGACUGAAUGAGUUCCCCAGGUAACUUUGAUUUUCAAAAUACGUGGAGGUUGGUAGGUGAGUCGGCUUUAGUGGUGCUGAGUGAUGGAAUACAGGGAUUGUUGAGAGAGUGGGGACAGGAGCAUGGGAUCAGUGUAAAGCAAGUGCUUGGUAGUCAGUAUGGACUGAGUGGACCGAAGGGCCUCUUUUUCUGCUGUAUCUCCCUGUGACUGUGUCUGAACUUAAGAGACACUACCAUGCAGAAAGUCUAGCACGCUUUAGAACAUCUUGUGCAAGUGGCAAUUAAUGCUAAGAUGGCGAUUAAUUUAAAAUCCAAGGGUGAGAUUCCUUUCUUUGCUAAUUAAAGUAUUAAGACAUCUGGGGCAUGGUCAGCCGUGGCAGUGUUUGGGAUGAGUAAGAGCAGUGACUUUAGGAACUGAAAGCUUCUUCCAGGGAAGAGAAAUGGUGAUCAGCUGCAGAGAUUCUGGAAGUAAAUAAUCUAUUGGCAGUAUAUUGUUCAGGCAACUAGUGGUGGUCCGUUGAACAAAGUAGCAGAAUACUAUAUGUCUAAUAAGUCAGCACCUUAAGGCUAAAGGGGAACAAAUUGGUCAAGGGAAUGAAUCCUGGUUUUAAUUAAAGUUUCCAGGAAAGUAUAUACAAACGUUUGUACGUUAUGACAUAUUUUUGGAAGCUUUUUAUUUCCGAGUUUAGUUCCUUCACCACCUUAUGGCACCUGACACAGUUGUUGUAGACCAUGUUGGUGAUGGGAAGGGGAAGCCAGUGCUGGAACAUGAAGUGUGCUCGCAGUGUUUAAAUUUCAACACUUCUCUGAAAGAUUGUCACCAAAGCUCUUACUUCUUUCUAAAAUACAAAGUGCAUUCAUUUUCACCUGCUUCCCAAGGAUUUAUACAGGAGCACUGUCUCCAGUAGAAAGCCUCCUCAUUUAAUUGACAGCUGCUAUUCUUUUACUUUGGACUAAUUAUUUUCCUAAAGUUUUAUUCAGAGAUACGGCGCAGAACGAGCCUCACUGCCCAGCAACCCACCCAUUUAACCCUUGCCUAAUCACAGGACAAUUUCCAAUAACCAAUUAGCCUACCAACUGAUACGUUUUUGGAGUGUGGGAGGAAACCAGAGCACCCAGAGGAAACCCACGCGGUCACAGGGAGAAGGUACCAACUCCUUACAGACAGCGCCGGGAUUGUACUCAGAACUCCGAACUCGAUGACCCGAGUUGUGAUAGUGUUGAGUUAACCGCUACACUACUGUUUUCUAAAGUGGUCCUGAGGUUGGGCUUUUCACCAGCCAGUUUUAUAGAACGGGAAAUCGUAGCUGCUAUUUUCAGAGUUAACCUGGCGUAUUUGGCAGAGUGCUUGAUUUUAGUUCAGAUGGUCUAGUUUUAAAUCCCAUUCUAAGACUUGAAUGUAUAUCUGAGCUGACAUUUUUGAGCUGCUUUGGGGUAAUUCUCCCGUACCUGGUGCAGCUUUUUGAUUGAGAUGUUAAAUAUAUUAAAAUAUGGCGACAUAGAAAAGUAAUUAUCACCCAGAUUUCUGAAUGUUUGUUACCCUUCUUUAAAAACAUGUAAAAUCUCCCCUGUUUGGAAAGCAUUGAAAUAACUAAUUCCCUGAUUGGGUCUGAAUCACGAGAAGGCCAACUCACACAAAACGGGACCGAGUCAAGGAAUAGCCAAUAGCCGUAACAAAAAUAACCCCCCCCAACCCCACCCAACAAGUCAGUGCCCUUCCAGUGUGUGCUGAAGAUAGAACCCAGGCCCAUCUAACACUCCACCCAUGGGGCCAAGGGUGUGUGUAUUCAGGGAGGGCAGAUAAGGACAGUAGGAGAUUGAAUGGGUGAGUGAGCUUCGAUGUGGGUUUGUGACCGUUGCCACUGUAUCUUCCUGCAUUUCCAUGUUCCUGCUCACUGUAUGUGUUAGCCUCCAAUGGAGGCCCUGCAAAUGGAUUGUAUUGCCUGCAGUUCACUUCUCUUCAUCCUCUCAAUGAUUGUAGAUUUAUUAAUUUAUGGUAAGACAAACAAUAGAAUAUCAUUUUUUGUAUAUGUUUAUGAUAGUUUAAAUGCAAAUAUAUAUUUUUUGGGGUUGUUUUUUGUAAA